AUGCCAUUGGAUGAAAUAAUUACUGGAAAUAAAAAUCGUUUAUCAUCUACGGAAGAGAAAAAGUCAAUUACUGCUGAGGGAAAUAAUGAAAAAAAAGAAACAACCAUUUCUACUUCACGUCACGAAGGUGACACAGGUGCUGACGAUACGUUAAGUGCUAGUGAUAAUAGUAAGGGAAGUAAAAGAGAGUGUGGUGGUUAUAAAUCACUUGAAAAAAUUUGCAUGCCGCCAGCAUAUCAUCGAGAUGGCACAUCAUUUACAUCACAGAGACAAAAUUACAUUGAGGAACCGGAAUCGGAAUCGUCUUCAUCAUUAAAUCGGAAAAAUAGCACGGAUAAAGCAUUGGUGCGACGGAUUACAAAUGAAUUGCAAGUAGCACAAUUAGAAAAAGAAAAAAUUAAAGCAAAUGGUGAUACUGUCAAAGUUGGAUCAAAAACUAAAGAAAGACCAGUGUAUAAGAUGUAUGCAUUUCGAUUUGUUGAAGCUGGCCUACGUCGAGCACUUUGGUAUUUUGGACGAUCGAUACCGAUUAAAAAAGCCUUAUUUGUAUGUCUCCCAAUCAUAUUUGUAUUGCUGUCAUUAAUUGGGCCAAUCGUACAUCGUGAACGAUUAAAUCUUUCAUUACCCUUUGAAACGUUUGUUUCCUGUUUCAAUGAUCAUUAUCCGGCAUCCGGCCAUAACAACUUACGUGUUGCAACACGUGGAAUGCUGUCAUUUAAUGGUUCUAAUCAAGCGUAUAACGCUAUAAGACGUAAUUCACCAGCUGAAUUUGCUAUAAUUAUGCGUUCAAAAGGUUAUAGUUCGAUUAUUAGCGAAAAUUCGAUCAAUACAUUCGGAAAAUUAAGUAAUUCAGUAAAAUCAAUUGUUGUCACUUAUGAACGAAUAAAUCUAACGUGGCCGGAAAUGUGUCAUGAUGCAUGUACUGGAAAAGAUGAUCCUAUACAGCAAAUUCUGGAAAGUGAUCCUAAAACUACACUUACUUAUCCAGAAACAAUUAUUUCACUCAAAAAUACCGGAAAUUUAACACGUUUAUUUGUUGGACUGACCAUUGGUGGUGUGGAAACAGAUACAGAUGGUGUUGUCACAUAUGCACGAUCAUUAAGGACAAAUUUUAAACUUAAAGAAAACUUUCGUUCUGAAAUUUUGAAUGAAUUUUCAAAACAAUUUAUCAGAAAGAUGAAUGAGAAACGAGAAGAAAUAAAGAAGACAUUAGAUGCUGAUAUUAAUUGGUGGUCAUAUCAUCAAUUUGUUAAUGAAGUGAUUGCUGGAUUAGAAACAAUGCAUUACUUGCUAAUUGCAUCUGCAGCUCUUCUUAUGCUUACAUGUUUGAUUGCGAGUUUUGGCGCAAAUGGCUAUCAGAGUAAACCGGUUCUGGGAUUAGUUAUUGGUGUUAUUUUAAUUGUUUCUUGUCUAGCCGGUUUUUUUGUUCAACUGACCGGAGUAGGAUAUGUUAAUGCGAUCGUUUUCCCAAUCUUCUUUAUCCUUAUCGGUAUUGGAGUAUUAAUGCUUUUCACGUUAGAAGAUACGUGGUCGAAAUAUUCAAACGUUGCAUGUGAUCCAGUGGAAAAAUUAUCACUAAUCCUAAGCUGGGAUGCACCAUGUACUACAAUCACUUCAUUUAUCAUUAUCGUUUCUUUUGCAGUAAUUGGUUCAACGACGAAAAGUCCUUACUUGCAAUAUAUGUCGUUUGUGUUAGCAGCUGGUGUCGCUGUCUUGCUCAUCUUCGCUCUUCUAUUCUUCUCGGUAUUCCUGUACGUUGCGGGUCGUCGUGAGACUAAAGGGGUCAAAUGGUAUCAGUGCUUUCGUUCCGGUGAUACACAUUUCGCUCCCAGAACAAUCAACGAAUUCAGCGAUUCAAGCAUUGAAAUGCUUCAUGAAAAGCUUAUUGAUACUAAGCCUUCAUUUUCGAGAGCCACCGCGGCGGCAAUGGCUAAUUCAUAUCUUCGUUGUCCGGUUGCAUUCAUUUUUGCAAUCUAUUUGGUGCUUGCUUUUUGGGGAUGCAAGGAUGUUCGAAUAGAUCUGAAGGAAGAAUAUUUCCUGUCAAAAGAGAGUGAAUCACGAACAUUUAUUGAAAAUUAUCGUAUCGAAUUUGGACAAUAUGAAGAUUUUCUUGAAUUGGUAUUUGAUGAACCGAUCGAUUAUCUUGAUCCACAUCGAAAGGAUGAAAUUCUGGCAAUACUAGAAUGGCCUAUUCAAAAUCAGCUGGCAACAAGAUCAGUGAGUUGGUUGAAAGAUUUUGUACGAUUCGAAAGUACAACUAUUUACGACAUAAAUCCAGAUACAUUUGUGCCAAUUAUUGGUAUUGUCUUUUUGACUGCUGAAAAUUAUAAAAAAUAUCGAAAUGACAUAAUUUUUGACAAAUUUCAAACACGUAUUAUUGGUUCACGGAUGUAUAUUGAAUUAACAGCAAAAGGUGUUCGAGAACGAUUAUUUGUUAUUGAUGAAUUAUUGAAUAAGGCUCGUUCAGCAGGUAUAUCAAUGUUUGUGAAGACACCAUUUAUCUUUGCUAUACAGCAUGAUUUACAGGUGAUGUCAACAGUAAUCAUAGCAUUCACCUUACUUCUUUGCUGUGUUUGCACUUUAUCACUAUUCCUCUUUGGGAUACCAUCACUAACUGUGCUGGUGUUAUUAUCUAAUCUAUCAGUCAUUGCUGGUGUUAUUGGUUUUGCAACGUAUUGGUUAAUUCCUAUUAAUGCCAUCACUUUAUUUAUGGCUUUGGCUGGAAAUGCUUUAACAACUGCAAUUGUUUCCUAUUUCUGUUACAAUUUUGCAACUGCUGGGAAAAGGCAAAAAACUGGUGAACAACGAGUACGGUAUUCUUUCCAGUCAUGUUUACUACCAAUAACUUUGGCAUGUUUUGUACCAAUUGUAACAUAUUUGCCAUUGCUAUUAUCUGGUUUACCUGUGAUGAUGCAUGUCUUCAAGAUAUUAAUACUUACUUCAUUUAUUACCUAUAUUCAUUUGUUUUUUUUCUUACCCAACAUGAUGAUAUUUCUCACCGAGCAAAUUCCAUCAUUUUGCUCAUCGCUGCAGGAUAUUUGCGAUGAAUGUUGCUGCUACUGUUUUGAUAUUGAAGAGGAUUCCGGUAGCAUUUACUAUAUACCAACCGGAGGUCGCACUACUUCACAACUUAACGGCUUAACAAAACAGUAUUCAUAUGCGUUAACAGUGCCAUCAACUACACGUGGCAUGUUGCUACCACCUAAAACAGCAGGUUAUUUACCGGUAACUGCUACGGUUGCUCCAGCUUUGAUUCCUGAUGUACUUCCCUAUCAGCCGAAUCCAGUUGUUAGUAUUGGAAAUUAUCGAUCAACUAAAAGUCAUCGUCGUGAAAAUAGUGAACAAUCUCUCAGCUUACCAUCAUCACCACGAAUAGCUGUAUCUAAUCGACAAACACCUCGACGAGAACGACGAGAACGACGACGAAAGACAGCCGAGGAUCAUUCACAAAAUGAUGAAUCAAUCUAUGAGGAACCGCCAUCAUUGUCUUCAAAUUUACAUGAAUCACAUUCACCAAUUCAAUCGCGACGUCAUGAUGGACGAAAACCAGAAAGGCGACAGUCUCAUUCAUCUACCUCACGACAUAUUUUACGUGAUGAACGAUCUUUGGAACGAGACUCAGCUAUAGAAUUGCGUUCUAACUGGAAGCAAUACUUGAUCGAUGGUAAUUUACGUCAAACUACCGGUGUUGUUGUGUCAACUUCUCCACCUUCUACUCCUCAACAGAUAAUGUACUAUUCAACGCCUGCUUAUCGGACACAACCACCACGCUAUAGUCGUGAUAAAAGAUUUUAA
This is a messenger RNA of Brugia malayi, 3795 nucleotides long. RefSeq lists its product as uncharacterized. NCBI's taxonomy places the organism in Eukaryota, Metazoa, Nematoda, Chromadorea, Rhabditida, Onchocercidae. Gene Ontology annotation, biological process: molting cycle, collagen and cuticulin-based cuticle; endocytosis. The transcript is spliced from 25 exons. Gene Ontology annotation, cellular component: plasma membrane; cytoplasmic vesicle membrane. Bases 1 to 3795 code for a protein of 1264 amino acids. The record is from RefSeq and is a predicted model, not a curated record.